Peromyscus eremicus (cactus mouse) is the source of this 1426-nucleotide messenger RNA. It is a transcript of the gene Gdf6, whose product is annotated as growth differentiation factor 6. The record is from RefSeq and is a predicted model, not a curated record. The transcript is spliced from 2 exons. Gene Ontology annotation, biological process: SMAD protein signal transduction; BMP signaling pathway. Gene Ontology annotation, molecular function: cytokine activity; growth factor activity. The coding region runs from base 68 to 1426 and encodes 452 amino acids. Gene Ontology annotation, cellular component: extracellular region. Lineage: Eukaryota; Metazoa; Chordata; Mammalia; Rodentia; Cricetidae.
CUUUCGCGCCCAGCGCCGCCGCCGCUGUCGCCGCCGUCUCUCCGGGAAACUCAGCCACUCGCUCGCCAUGGACACUCCUAGGGUCCUGCUCUCGGCGAUCUUCCUCAUCAGCUUCCUCUGGGAUUUGCCGGGUUUCCAACAGGCUUCCAUCUCCUCGUCCUCCUCCACUGAACUGGACUCCACCAAGGACGCGCGGAGCCGCAAAGAAGGGAAGAUGCCGCGGACUGCACAGGAGAGUGAGGAGGGCCGGACGCCCCAGGAGCACCAGCCGCGGCAGAGCGAACUCCGGCGGCGGCCGCCUGGACAGUCUCAGGGGCAGGAGCCUCCGGGCAGGGGCCCGCGCGUGGUACCCCACGAGUACAUGCUGUCAAUCUACAGGACUUACUCCAUUGCCGAGAAGCUGGGCAUCAAUGCCAGCUUUUUCCAGUCUUCCAAGUCAGCUAAUACGAUCACUAGCUUUGUAGACAGAGGACUGGACGAUCUCUCGCACACUCCUCUCCGGAGACAGAAGUAUUUGUUUGAUGUGUCCACACUCUCAGACAAAGAAGAGCUGGUGGGCGCAGAGCUGAGGCUUUAUCGCCAGGCGUCCCCAGUACCCUGGGGGCCACCGGCCCGACCGCUGCACGUGCAGCUCUUCCCCUGUCUGUCCCCACUGCUGCUGGACUCCAGGACCCUGGAUCUUCAGGGGCCAACCCAGGCCGGCUGGGAAGUCUUCGACGUGUGGCAGGGCCUGCGCCCUCAGCCAUGGAAGCAGCUGUGCUUGGAGUUGCGGGCAGCCUGGGGAGAGCUGGACGCCGGGGACACCGAGGCACGAGCAAGGGGUUCCCAGCAGCCACCGCCCCUGGACCUGCGGAGUCUGGGCUUCGGCCGGAGGGUGCGGCCGCCCCAAGAGCGCGCCCUGCUCGUCGUGUUCACCAGAUCCCAGCGCAAGAACCUGUUCGCGGAGAUGCGCGAGCAGCUGGGCUCUGCGGAGGCUGCGGGAGCCGAGGGGUCAUGGCCAGCGCCGUCGGGCGCCCCAGACGCCGGGCCGUGGCUGCCCUCGCCCGGCCGCCGGCGGCGACGCACCGCCUUCGCCAGCCGCCACGGCAAGCGACACGGCAAGAAGUCCAGGCUGCGCUGCAGCAGAAAGCCCCUGCACGUGAAUUUCAAGGAGUUAGGCUGGGACGACUGGAUUAUCGCUCCCCUGGAGUACGAGGCCUAUCACUGCGAGGGCGUGUGCGACUUCCCGCUGCGUUCGCACCUGGAGCCCACCAACCAUGCCAUCAUCCAGACGCUGAUGAACUCCAUGGACCCGGGCUCCACCCCGCCCAGCUGCUGCGUCCCUACCAAAUUGACUCCCAUCAGCAUCCUGUACAUCGACGCGGGCAAUAAUGUGGUCUACAAGCAGUACGAGGACAUGGUGGUGGAGUCCUGCGGCUGCAGGUAG